GUUUACAUUUUGAUUUCAACUCCAGUAAAAUAACAUUUUAGUAAAAGAUAAAACGAUCUUAUUGUGGUAGUAGUCAUUUAAAAUGACUGACAGCUUUCUUUAUAAACGCAUGCCCUGCUAUUACGGUUGAUAAAUAGAUCUAGUGUAGGUAUGACAGAUUCGGGUCAUCUUCCUACACCAGACAUUAGUCACCUAACCUCAACAGAUUACUUGAAAAUUUAUGAACCAGCAGAAGAUUCAUUUCUAUUAAUAGACGCUCUAGAAAAAGAUGUCAAGUUUCUCAACCAACUGAGGCCAUCUGUAUGUCUAGAAGUUGGAUGUGGAACUGGUUUAUGUUUAACAUUUCUCGCUCAGAUUCUUCAAACUAAAGCUUUAUUCAUAGCUACAGACAUCAAUCCAUCUGCUGUAGAUAUAUGUCAGAAAACAGCUCAACAAAACAACAUUUCAAUACAACCUAUAUUGACAGAUUUAGUAAGCUGUUUGAGUGAUAGACUAGAACAUCAAGUUGAUGUAUUGUUGUUUAAUCCUCCAUAUGUAGUCACAUCAUCCAGUGAGGUUGGUAGCCAUGGUAUUGAGGCAUCAUGGGCAGGUGGGGUUGAAGGUCGUGAAGUAACUGAUAGGUUAUUACCAUAUAUAGAUAAAGUUUUAUCAAAGACCGGUGUAUUUUAUUUGGUGAUUGUUAAAGAAAAUCUACCAGGUAAAUGA
This is a messenger RNA of Patella vulgata (common limpet), 705 nucleotides long. Its product is annotated as methyltransferase N6AMT1. Gene Ontology annotation, biological process: methylation. The record is from RefSeq and is a predicted model, not a curated record. Bases 151 to 705 code for a protein of 184 amino acids. Gene Ontology annotation, molecular function: S-adenosylmethionine-dependent methyltransferase activity; nucleic acid binding; protein methyltransferase activity. NCBI's taxonomy places the organism in Eukaryota, Metazoa, Mollusca, Gastropoda, Patellidae. The transcript has 6 exons. Gene Ontology annotation, cellular component: eRF1 methyltransferase complex.